CCCAACUCACUCUCUCACUCACUCACGCACUCACACUCGCAACUCGCGCACUCGUUGCUUCAUUUGUUUUUGAGAGGCCAGAGCGUCUGACGGUCCGGACCAUUUUGCAUACACACACACACACAACAACAACAACAGAGAGAACGAGAGAGGAGAGACAGCGAGGUAAGAGAGGGAGAGGGAGAGGGAGAGAAGACGACGAGUAGAUAGAGAGGGAGGGAGAGAGAGAGAGAGUGCAGAAGAAAAAGCACGAUUGGUAGAGAGGGAUAGAGAGGGAGGGAGAGGGGACGAGAGAGAGAGAGAGAGAGAGAGAGAGAGAGAGAGAGAGAGAGAGGGAUCGAGCGUUUUUGGUGAUCGAGGAGGAAGGUUGGCAAGAGGGUGUUGGAUUGGUUGGGUGCAGAUUGGAGGGGCGGGACUCGGACGAGGAGAAAGAGAGGAGGUGUAGGCGAGAGGGAAGAGGAGGAGGAGGAGGAGGAGGAGGAUUUUUUUUUUCGUUGAGAGGGAGAGAGGGAGAGAGGGAGAGAUAGAGAGAGGAGAGGAGAGGAGAGAAGAAGAGAAGAGAAGAGAAGAGAGGAGAGGAGAGGAGAGGAGGGCGGAAGCGCUUGUUCAUCCGGCAGGGGCAGAGUAGGAGGCGGUUCGAUCCGGUGGAAAUUUCUUGAUUGUGAGAGAGGACGGCGGUGGAGGGGUCGUGCAUCAUCCGCAGCACGGGAAGGGAGAGGUUUUCGAGAGUGCGGGACUCGCUCAUCACGCGUCGGACGAGAGAAGUCGCGAGGGCAGCAGACGUCAAACGGCAGGGAAAAGGAUACGGAGACGGAAGAGUGCCGGUUGUUCCCUUUUUUGGUAAGAAAGAGUUGGACUGGCUGGCUGCACGACCUUGGCUGGACGGGCGCUGCCGAGAAUCGGAGCAUGUGUAGGGUAAGGCAAAAAAUAUCUGCGAGAGAGAUACCCAAGGAAGGUCAGGAAUUAGUCGAGUGAGGAGAAGUUUGAGGAGGUUGGUCAAUCAGGUGCGUUCUAGGAGUGGUGGGGCGAGGAUUAGGAGUUGUUUCCAGGUUUUGAAAUCUGCAGCAAAACGCAGAAGAAAUUGAGUCCAAGGACGGGUGGACUCGUCAGAUACUCAGGGUAAUGCUAAAGACGUUCAUGCCUAUUAGAGGCAACAAUGGCAGCAGGUACAGAUAUUACACACCCUGUGAGCGCUUUAGAAGCAGCUUACAAGCCCAUUCCUCUGGAACCUCUCCCUGUAUGUACCAUCAAGGAGAACGGCGUUGCGGUGGAUAAUAAUGAUCCCUCGAUUGUGGAGAAAAAUAGGAAAGAUCGAGAAACUCUUCAAGCAUCAAGCAGGCCUCCAAGGCCAAACCCGAACGCUGCUCCACCAACGGCGUCAUUCGUCCGGAGAAGCGUCAGCACGGCUCGUCUCACCUCACUUUCGUCUGCAUCUGAUUUGGACACGGACGGAAUAGAAUCAAGCGAACGACCUAUUUUUGAGCGUCAUCCAUUAGAGCGUAUGGAUAGAGCUAUAGUGGAGUACACGCCCAUUUUACGGUCAGGAGGAUGGAUGGAUCAAGGAAAUCGGCCAGCCAUGGAAGACACGCAUUUACGUAUCGACAAUUUGGUCACUUGGCAUGCCGAAUCUUCCCAAACAAGUGAGGCCUCCCUCAGUUCAAAUGAAGGCCCUGGGGCUUUUUAUGGGGUUUUUGAUGGCCACGGAGGGAAAGAGGCGGCAGAUUAUGUCAGAGAAAAUCUACUCAUCAACUUCUUGGAGGAUAGUUCGUAUCCAAAUUCUCUCAGUGAAGCUGUGAAAAACGCAUUUUACAAGACGGACGUUGCCCUAAACAACGAAUUCAUUCGCCAUCAGGAGUGGACCUGUGGUACAACUGCGCUCACAGCCAUUAUUUCCGGAAGGAAUCUGCUCGUAGCAAAUGCUGGCGAUUGUCGUGCCGUUCUGUCGAAACGUGGUGUGGCUGUGCAAAUGUCUAGGGACCACAAACCGUGUUGUGCAAUGGAAAGGAGUCGCAUUGAGUCAGUUGGAGGCUAUGUUUACGACGGCUAUUUGAAUGGUCAGCUCGCUGUUGCUAGAGCUCUUGGGGAUUGGCACAUGACAGAGCUGAAGGAGUUUCGUAAUGAAAUCCCCGGGCGUUCUUUCUUCGACGGUCCUCUAAGCGGGGAACCAGAGUUGCAGCAAGCAGUGUUGACGGAUGAAGACGAGUUUAUGAUAAUAGGAUGUGAUGGGUUGUGGGAUGUAUUUACCAGUCAAAAUGCAAUAGACUUUGCACGGAAGCGCUUGCAAGCGCACAAUGACCCCGAGCGUUGUUCAAAAGAAUUGGUGAAAGAGGCCCUUGUACGCAAUACCUCUGAUAAUUUGACAGUUGUUACUGUCUGUUUUCAACCAGACCCUCCACCGAAGCUCGGAAAAGCCUGGGUUCCAAGAUUCAGGAGAAGUAUCUCAGCCGAAGGUCUGCGCAAUUUGCAAGAUCUUCUAGAUCACGAUGCUCCUUGAAAUUGCUGUGCUUUGGCACUGUCGGCGUUACCUCUUCCUGGUGUUGGAAAGGUCGGUGAUAUGUCAGAAGCUCAAUACAACAGGUGGUGUACAUUACUGUAGUGGGUGAGGAGAGGAGGUAGAUCAUUGGAUGGUGACAACAGUAUGCAGUGCCGCAAUCCGUGUUUGCAUGACUAGGGUUCACAGGAACAGGAUUGACUCUGAAACCGUGUGGGGCAGGGGCAUUCUUAUUGAAACUUACAAAUGAGGCGUGUAUAUUCAGGCUUUAUUAUGUAUCAUAAUUGAGUCAAAGACUCUGAUUAUUUCGGAAUAAGGGAGGUGAACCAAGCACCACUUGAGGGGCAGUGUGAACUAUUACCAUCCGUCUAUCAAAGCAGUAUGUGGGGUUCUGGAGUGUGUCUCAAGUCACCCAUGUGAAUGCUUCCUUGGUCCUGGCCGGUGCUUUGAUAUGCUGCCUUUUUAGGUCGUGACUAGACCACCAAGGAGCAGCUUGACCACACCCGCAGAUGAGUGCUUGCGAGAUUCGACGCUUUGGAGAUAGUGUUUGAGUAAGGCGCUUACGAGACUCGACGCUUUGGAGAUAAUAUUUGAGAGCGACGACGACAAUGAUGAAAAUGAGAAUUUAGACUAGGAGAUGAAGGUGUGAUGCCAUCUGCUGUAUGGGGUGGGUUGAACAGUGUUGUCGAGUCAAUUUGUUGGUCCCUCAAUGCUGGCCUGCCAGUGUCACACUCCAGUUUUGCUAAUUGCAGUGGGGGUAUUGCCCCUUGCCCCUUUUUACUCAAAUGAGGCAAGUAAUGUGUAGGUAUAUGUAGAGGGGAUAUUGCUGUGCAAUAAGAGCGGAGCAGUUCCAGUCCACUAGGGGUUGAUGUGCUCUCUUAAAAUGUGGAUCUUCCAUUGAAGCUCAUUUGUAAGGUUUCUCUCUAGAUUAAUAAAACAAUCUUGUUCUCAGUG
This is a messenger RNA of Marchantia polymorpha subsp. ruderalis, 3445 nucleotides long. NCBI's taxonomy places the organism in Eukaryota, Viridiplantae, Streptophyta, Marchantiopsida, Marchantiales, Marchantiaceae. The record is from the annotation of a GenBank genome assembly.